This is a messenger RNA of Dufourea novaeangliae, 1265 nucleotides long. RefSeq names its product autophagy-related protein 13 homolog (gene Atg13). Bases 16 to 1251 code for a protein of 411 amino acids. Gene Ontology annotation, cellular component: Atg1/ULK1 kinase complex; extrinsic component of membrane; phagophore assembly site. The record is from RefSeq and is a predicted model, not a curated record. Gene Ontology annotation, biological process: protein localization to phagophore assembly site; autophagosome assembly; piecemeal microautophagy of the nucleus. The transcript has 5 exons. NCBI's taxonomy places the organism in Eukaryota, Metazoa, Arthropoda, Insecta, Hymenoptera, Halictidae.
AACAGUAACCCUAAAAUGUCCACUCUAAAAUUGAGUAUGCAAGAUAAAAAGGACCUGGAUAAGUUCACCAAAUUCUUGGCAUUGAAAGCUGCUCAAAUUAUAGUGCAGUCGAGGUCAGGUGAAAAGGUUAGCACAAAGUGCAAACCAAAUUCAUCUGGAACAGAUUGGUUCAACUUAGCAAUUCAUGAUGUACCAGAAGUGUUGGGUGAAGCUAAAAGGGCAUUGUGUGGGGAAAUUGUUAAUUCGACGAUACCACUUUGUAUUGAAAUCUCUCUGAGAACCGUUGAAGGUGACACAAUGGUUUUAGAAACAUGGAAUCUUGGUGUUUUACCAGAACACAGUGACCCUACCAUAAGAGUAACAUACACAGUAUAUAACAGAAUGGGCAUUUUGUUGAAAUCACUGUUGUCUGUAUCAAGAAUUACUCCAGCCUAUAAGUUGAGUAGAAGACAAGGCCCAGAUUCCUAUGUUAUUUGUUAUAGAAUUUAUAUGGGAGAACCACAGCUACAUACUUUAGGAGAUAAUUAUAAAAAUGUCAGAGUAGGUCAAUUGUGUACACCUGUGGGUACAAUCCACUUAUCAGUAUCAUAUAGAACAAAGAUGACUAUUUCUCCUACUCAUACCGGUCGUGAUUCAAUAAUGUUAAAGAGUGAUCAUUUUCAUUCUGACUUAAGUCCUCGUCAUACAAGGUACCAGCAGAGUGAAGAAACAUCAAAAUCUCUCAGUGAUACCAUUAAAGUGGGAGCGUUUGUAGUCAAUAAACCUGUUACUGUUAAUGAAGAGGACUUUGUUAUACCAGAUGUACCUUUUAGUUCUUUGUUAUCUCCUAGACAAAUGUCACCUCCUCCUGUCACAGUAGCUGAGGCUACAAACACAAAGACUGCAAUAGCAACUACCACAACAGAUAGCAGCAAUGGAAAUAAUGAAAAACUUACAAAUUAUAACACAAUGUCAAAGUGCAACUCUCAAAAUGGAUCUAGGAGAAGUAGUUGCUCAAUGACCAGUGCCAACGACGAUUUUAUUAUGGUAGAUUUGAAAACUCCUUUUGCUGUAACAAAUACCAAUAGUGAUUUAGGAGCAUUUUAUCGUGAGUGUCAAAGUGCACCACAACUUCAAGCUUUUAUGGAGGAGAGAACACUUGCUGAACAAGUAGGUGGGGAUCUUACCAAACAGUUGGAAACAUUUGAAACAAACAUGCGGCGGUACGAGGAUAUUAUGUCUUCAUUAUGUCAUUCAGAAAAUAAUAAUUGAUAUCAAGAACGAAU